AUGUCCUUCCUCAAGCACUUGGACCCUCCUGAUGGCAUGUCCAAAAUGCACCGCUGCUUCUGGACCACGAGGCCAGACGGUGAGGUACAGCUGCGGCUGGGCAGAGACUCGCUGGCCGCCGGGGCGCCCCUCACCGUGCACGACCUGAUUCUGGAUGCAGCCACCAAAUACUCCAACUACAUCGCGCUGGGCUCCAAGCACAAGAAAGGCUGGCACAUGCUUACCUACAUUGAAUAUUACGAAGAAUGCCGCCGGGCCGCCAAGGCCUUCCUCCAGCUGGGUCUGGAGCGCUUCCAUGGCGUGGGGAUCAUGGGGCUCAACUCAGAAGAGUGGGUCAUCGCCAGCCUUGGUGCCAUCAUGGCCGGAGGUUUCUCUGUGGGCAUCCUGUCCACCAACUCACCCAAAGUCUGCCAGGUCAUCGCUGAGAACUCGCAGGUGGACAUCUUUGUGGUGGACGGUGACAGGCAGCUGCAGAAAGUGAUCCAGAUCCGGGGCUUCCUGAAACAGCUCAAGGCCAUUGUCCAGUACAAGGAGGUCAUCCGUAUGGGGCAGCCGGACCUCUAUUCCUGGACCGACUUCCUGAACCUGGCGGGCGGCAUCUCGGAUGAGGUGCUAGACAGAGUCAUCGACUCUCAGAAGCCCAACCAAUGCUGCAUGCUGGUGUACAGGCUGAACGUCUCCGGCCCCCCGAAGGUCAUCAUGCUCAGUCACGACAAUAGCCUGCCAUACCACUGCCCCCCCAGAGGCCAGGAGGUCAUUGUGAGCUACCUCCCACUCAGCUGCAUCACCUCCCAGCUCUUUGAUGUGUGGGUCUCCAUCGCAGUGGGAGGGACGCUCUACUUUGCCCAGCCGGACGCUCUGAGGGGCUCCCUACUGGACACUCUGAGGGAAGUGCGGCCCACCACCUUCUACGGCGUCCCUCAGGUCUGGGACCGCAUGCUGGAUGGGUUGAGGGAGGCCCAGUUGGCCGCUUCCCCGUUCCGCAGGAAGCUGAACAAGUGGGCCAUGAGGCUAGGGCUGCAGGUCAACAGGAAGCAGAUCCAGCCGCCGCUGUGUUUCUGCCUGGCCAGUAGGCUGACCUUCCGCCCAGCCCGGCGCUUCCUGGGCCUGGACCAAUGCCGGCAGCUUUUCAACACGGGGCUGGGACUUCCUGAGAAUGCACUGCACUACUUCCUCAGCCUCGACAUCCCCAUCUUCGAGCUGUACAGCCUGGACGAAUGCACCGGCGUCCACUCCUUCAACAGCGGCCAGGCCUUCCAGCUGCUGAGCUGUGGGAAGGGGCUGCCCGGCACUCGAACCAAGGUGCAUGAAGAGAACGAACAAGGUGUUGGGGCCAUCCACGUCUGGGGCCGGCACAUCUUCAUGGGCUACCUCAAUGACCAGGCCAGCACCAAAGAGAAGGUGGAUGCCUCUGGCUGGCUGUACACAGGGGACCUGGGCUUCCAGGAUCACAGCAAAUUCCUGUUCCUCACAGGAAGUGUCCAAGACAUCAUCACCCUAAAAUCAGGCGAGAAGGUCAAUCCGGUACCCAUCGAGGAACAGCUGAAGAAGCUGAUCCCCAUCGUCCGCUACGUCAUGGUAGUGGGCCAGGACGCCCCGUACCUGUGUGCUUUGUUCACGCUCAAGUGCCAAGUUAGCCCAGAGUCAGGGGAACCCUGGAACGCCCUGACCAGCGAAGCUGUCAUGUUCUGCCGGCGUCUCAAGAGUUCGUCCACCAGGCUGACGGAUGUCCUGUAUAAUCGUGACCCCAUCAUCACCAAGUUCAUCGAUCAGGCCAUCGACACCACCAACGCCCGGACCACUGAGGAGAGUGCAAAGAUCAUCAAGUGGAAAAUCCUAGACAAUGACUUCUCAGUGGCUGGUGGGGAGCUCGGAGCAACCACAAAGCUAAAGCGGGCGGUCGUGGCCAAAAUAUACCAGACGGAAAUUCAGAGCUUGUACACUGAGGGGAACAAAAAGGACUAG
Chrysochloris asiatica (Cape golden mole) is the source of this 1965-nucleotide messenger RNA. RefSeq names its product long-chain-fatty-acid--CoA ligase ACSBG2-like. Gene Ontology annotation, cellular component: endoplasmic reticulum; membrane. The transcript is spliced from 13 exons. Gene Ontology annotation, molecular function: long-chain fatty acid-CoA ligase activity. Lineage: Eukaryota; Metazoa; Chordata; Mammalia; Afrosoricida; Chrysochloridae. The record is from RefSeq and is a predicted model, not a curated record. Bases 1 to 1965 code for a protein of 654 amino acids.